GACACCGACACACUGACCAGCAGGGCAGCAGACAUGUCCAGAAAUCCUCCAGGGUCCAAACCCAAAGGGACUGAAGACUGCAGAAGGUUGAGAAGGACCAUUGCUGAAGACCCUCUCUGGUCCCUGGCUCUAGUGCCCAGUCUAUCCCACCUCUGCCUGCAAAGCAUUGUGAGAGACUUCGAGGAACAUCCUGUAUACGAACAACUUUCACCCAUCCAGAGAGACUUCAUCCAUGAGAGGCUACCUUCUUCCGUGCCUCUGAGCGUGACAGCAAACCUGAUCAACGAUGGCGUCUACUGGAUGCGAUGCUGCAAGCAGCAGUGGACUCUUUGUGAUGUCUCACAUUAUGGCCACAGCUGGAAACGAAUGUUCUUUGAGAGGCGCCUGGAGGGCAUGAUUGAGCUUUUUAUUCCAGGUGUAACAGAGACAAAGACAAUCCUAGAGAUGGUCCCACUCUGUAAGAACUACGUCAAGAGGCUGGAUAUUUCCCAGCUGCUGACGCCUGUCAGGGAGCCCCAGAACGAGAACAUGGAGAAUUAUUUCUUGGGGUUGAUAGAUGACGACGAAUAUGAUGGACCCCCUAUGGACCACUUUGACUUCAGCAUCUUGCUUGAAAAGCUGACCUGCCUGGAAGAGCUCCAUGUGGAAUACAGAAUCAAACAAUGUGGUCUCAACUAUGAUUGUAGGAUGUUUAAGAUGAGCCACCAAGACUGUGUUUCCCUCGCCAUGGCUCUUAGGUCCUGUAAAACACUGAAGGUAAAUAUUGAUUCCUCCUCCGUGGUUUAUGGCGUGCUGCCCCUUACAGCUCUGCAUCUUUGCAAGGCCGGGGGCGGGACGAUGUGA
Molecule: messenger RNA, 843 nt
Organism: Paralichthys olivaceus (Japanese flounder)
Lineage: Eukaryota; Metazoa; Chordata; Actinopteri; Pleuronectiformes; Paralichthyidae
Source: RefSeq, a predicted model, not a curated record